Molecule: messenger RNA, 480 nt
Organism: Brugia malayi
Lineage: Eukaryota; Metazoa; Nematoda; Chromadorea; Rhabditida; Onchocercidae
Exons: 4
Coding region: 1-480 (159 amino acids)
Source: RefSeq, a predicted model, not a curated record
AUGUCUGAUAUUGGAAGUGGUUCGACUGAAAUGGUUGCUACAUAUACAUAUCGUUAUCACUUCUGUAAAUAUUUGACACCAAUACGUACGGGUAUAGGUUUGCUAACAAUUUUAGUGGUUUGGUUAGCAUCGAUUAACUCAAUUCUAUCAAUCAAUUCAUUUCCAUUUGGAAUAUAUUUGGCUUUCAUUGGAGUGCCUUUAUUUUUGCUCGAAGCAGGCUAUAUCAUUCGACUUUGUUGCGGAGUUGAAGGUGUAUGUUGUCGAGUAUUUACAUUGAUUUUGAAUUUUGAUGGUAUUAAACGUGGAUUACUCUAUUUAUUCUUUGCUAUUUUUUGUUUUUAUCCAAAUCUGACAAAAUCAACCGUUUCUCCAGGUAUCUUUUUGAUUUUAACCGCCAUUUUGUACCUGUUAAAACCGAUACAAUUGAAGAAAAUAGUAGUGGCACAUGAGAGCGAAUCAACUGUACAAUCAGUUCGAUGA